AUGGCCAUUGGGAGGCACCUGUUGUUGCGACCUCUACAACCUUCAAUUGCUAGCCAAUCCCGCUUGCUGGUCCGAGUGGGAUCGCCUCUUUCCUCGAAUCUUGUAACCAUUCCAAGCCGACGAGCUUAUACAGCGGGAGCCCGUCUACAGCAAGAAACAAAGCCAUCGAGAUCGGAUGUGGCUCCAGAUACGUCUGUAUCAAAUUGGGAUGAAAAUCCAAAUCUCGAUAUAUCUGCCUUCUCACAAUUACCUUCGAGUAAUUUUGGUUUCAAUCAGCAUAUGAUCAUCAAUGCUGAAUUUAAAGAAGCACUUCGGCAGAUACUAUGGCAAUUUCGAGCCCCGAUUCGCUAUGCUUUUGCCUAUGGCUCCGGAGUAUUUCCCCAGAGUAAGGAGGCUGCAUCUUCUGGACCGUCUAGCGUACACCCGUCCGCAAGCUCCGCCAUAGGUAAGGCUCAAUUAGGCGAGGGUAAAAUGAUCGAUUUUAUCUUCGGUGUUAGCUACACGCAACAUUGGCACUCUCUCAAUAUUCAGCAGCAUCGCGACCAUUAUUCCGCUCUUGGAUCAUUAGGAUCAGGUAUCGUGUCAAGAGUGCAGGAUCGUUACGGAGCAGGAGUCUAUUUCAACCCGUACGUUACCGUGAAUGGCACUUUGAUCAAAUACGGGGUUGUGAACAUUGAUACGUUAUGUCGCGAUUUGAGCGAAUGGGAUACGCUUUACCUGGCCGGUCGUCUCCACAAGCCAGUCAAGAUUCUCCGUGACGAUCCCCGAGUACGGCUUGCUAACCAAGUCAAUUUGCUCUCCGCGGUUCGGACGGCACUUUUACUACUCCCACCGACAUUCACUGAGCAUGACCUAUACUCCACAAUCGCGGGUAUCAGCUAUAUGGGAGACCCGCGUAUGUCGCUCCCAACUGAGAAUCGCCAGAAAGUCAACAAUAUUGUGACUAACCAGCUUGCCAACUUUCGUUACCUCUAUGCGCCACUGAUUGAGAACUUGCCAAACGUUUCUUUCAAAGAUCCACGGUGCAGUAGACCUGGAUGGGAGGAUGAUACAUCUACGAACGCGUCCCUAGAGCAGGAUAUGGAUCCUUUCAAACGAGGAAAUAUGGUGCGACGACUGCCAAAGGCGUUCAGAAACAAGCUCUACCUCCAGUAUCGACAAAAAUUCCGUAUUCCCCAGGUUGAGUGGGAACGGAUGCAGGAAGAGAGCAACGACGAAGAUGCAACGAGGAUCAAACGACGUGAAGGCGGCGGUUUCGAGCAGCAAAUUGCUGGCGACGAAACAGGCUUGAAAAAGGAAGUGUCUAUUGCAAUCAAGAAUACCAUCGCCUGGCCCAGCAUGAGCCAAUCAGUAAAAAGUUUUCUCACCGCAGGGUUCGCUCGAUCAUGGAGAUAUCUGGGAGAAAAGGCGAAGAAAUAUCGAGACGGAAAAAGGACCAAGAAAAUAGAGUAA
Molecule: messenger RNA, 1452 nt
Organism: Xylona heveae TC161
Lineage: Eukaryota; Fungi; Ascomycota; Xylonomycetes; Xylonales; Xylonaceae
Product: mitochondrial matrix Mmp37
Exons: 2
Coding region: 1-1452 (483 amino acids)
Biological process (GO): CDP-diacylglycerol biosynthetic process; cardiolipin biosynthetic process
Cellular component (GO): mitochondrion
Molecular function (GO): phosphatidate cytidylyltransferase activity
Source: RefSeq, a predicted model, not a curated record